Molecule: messenger RNA, 3315 nt
Organism: Brienomyrus brachyistius
Lineage: Eukaryota; Metazoa; Chordata; Actinopteri; Osteoglossiformes; Mormyridae
Product: CCAAT/enhancer-binding protein alpha-like
Exons: 1
Coding region: 184-1098 (304 amino acids)
Biological process (GO): myeloid cell differentiation; regulation of transcription by RNA polymerase II; DNA-templated transcription
Molecular function (GO): DNA-binding transcription factor activity, RNA polymerase II-specific; RNA polymerase II cis-regulatory region sequence-specific DNA binding
Source: RefSeq, a predicted model, not a curated record
AUUACUUCUUGGUAUCUCGUUGAACUCCAACUACAGGUUUUGCAACUCUUUAGGUCAGAAUAUGGGUUGUCUGUCAUAAAGUGUAUUGGGAACAUUUGCGAGUGUUGCUUUUUUCAUCCCUCCAUAGCGAUCAAGCUGGAUUCCCGGAGCUCCUCGCCAUGUCUUGCGCGCUUUAGAUACUUCAUGGAGCAGCCGAAUUUGUACGAGGUCGCGCAACGACCCCUUAUGACUUGCUUUCCACAGCAAAGUUCAUUCUGCUACAAAGAAACUAACACCAUCGGAGACCUGAGUGAGAUUUCUGAAAACGAAAGCUCGGUUGAUAUCAGCGCAUACAUCGAUCCUGCGCAACUGAACGACGAAUUUCUGGAAGAUCUUCUGCACAACAAUAACAAACCGGAGAAAGUCAAACUGGCAGGCGCUGAUUAUGGAUACCCGCAUGUCAACAGCAGUGAGCCCAGGGUCAACCAGCAACUGUACGGCUGCAUGGCGAACUACACAGAUGCCUCUAAUUCUGAACCAAUUUAUGAGAACUAUUCCGUCAGAGGGAAACGGCCCGUGGCGAUAAAACGGGAACCAGGGGAAGAUGAUGAUCUUUGUCAGUCAUCAGUUUCCCCCGUUUUCACCAAUUCCCUUCACCGCCAUCCUGCGCAGCACAUUACGCAUCUUCAGUACCAGAUCGCGCAUUGCGCACAGACGUCUAUGCACAUCCACCCUGGCCACCCGACACCCCCUCCGACACCGGUACCCAGCCCCCACCUGCAGCAGGGACCGGUGAAGACAAGCGAGCGGGGCAGAUCCAAGAAGCACGUUGACAAAAACAGCAGCGAGUACCGCUUAAGGAGAGAGCGGAACAACGUGGCUGUCAGGAAGAGCAGGGACAAGGCGAAGAUGCGCAACGCGGAGACGCAGCAGAAGGUGUUGGAGCUGGCGGUGGACAACGAGAGACUCCGAAAGAAGGUGGAACAUCUCAGCCGUGAGCUGGAUACUCUGAGGGGCAUUUUCAAGCAACGGCCAGACGGCUCCUUCGUAUCCAUUGAUGGCCAGCUGCGCAUAAAUGAACACAUGAGUUCAAGCGACUUUGGAAAUGGGUUUAAAUGAUUAUUGCUGGAUUCUCGUGAUGAGUCGGGCAGUUGAGGUAUAGACACACGUGCCUUUUAUACAAAGCGAUUGAAAUUAUAAGCUUAUUUUCUAUACCAGUCUAUCAGACUAUCCUCUAUAGUGGAUGUAUAGCUGUUUUGUUCUACAACAUCAAACACAUGUUUUUAGAACAUUGUUAUUAUCUGAAUUUUUAUCUUUUUGAAAGAUUAUUACUACUGUGUUUACCUGCAUAGAAUUUGUCGAUGCAGCCAGGAUACAUUACAAUUUUAAUUCUUUUUCAUGUUCUAUACUCUAACAGUUUUACUUUUACUUCGGAUGUGUGCCUUUACAAUGUGCCUUAAAGCUAUAUACAGCUUCCAGAAGUCCUUAUUUUCUUAAAGGAGUAAUAUUUGUAAACCUUUUGCUGUAAUGAAGCGUAUGUGAAUAUGCUUUCAGAGAGUGUUAGAUGACUAUAAAUUCCAAAGGACGGGAAGACAUUUAUAAUACUUAGGCUUUGUACUCCGUUAUUAUACUGUAACUCUUAAAACUGGGUUGGCAUGAAGCGUUUUAAACGUUCUGUUUUAUUCUCCUAAUCUCUUCUACUUUGUGUACUUGUGUCCUGCUGCUUAUUAGAAGCACUUCGUUUUGUGCAUGUGUGUGCGUGUGUGUGCGUGCGUGUGCGUGUGCGUGCGUGUGUGUAAUGACCUGGUGUCACUUCAUGCAGUUUUUUUUUUGAUUGUUACACCUAAGGUGAUGCUUUUGACUUUUCCUGUUGGCUCAAAUUUGAUUGACUUAAACUAAGGAAACAUAAGCACUUUAAAAGACACUUCGAAAUUGUAAUACUUUUUCAAUAAAUUACAUCUGAAAUAAAUAACAUAUGUUGAAUCCAACAAUAUUAACAACAUGAAUUUUCCCUUUUAUUCUAUUGAUUGUUGUAAAAGCACAUAAAAUCCACUUGUAACCCGUAAAAAACCCAUCCAUCCAUCCAUCCAUCCGUCCAUCCAUCCACUUUCCAAACUGCUUAUCCUUCUGGGUCGUGGGGGGUCCGGAACCUAUCCCGGAAGCAAUGGGCAUGAGGCAGGGAACAACCCAGGAUGGGGGGCCAGCCCAUCGCAGGGCACACUCACACACCAUUCAUUCACACAUGCACACCUAUGGGCAAUUUAGCAACUCCAAUUAGCCUCAGCAUGUUUUUGGACUGUGGGGGGAAACCGGAGUACCCGGAGGAAACCCCACGACGACAUGGGGAGAACAUGCAAACUCCGCACACAUGUGACCCAGGCGGAGACUCGAAAAAAACUGAUCAGACUGGGGCUUGCAUAAUGAAUCGUUUAAAUGAGCAGUAGGCCUAUUUAAAUGAUGCCGAUAUUUAUUCUGUUUCAUGUGUCCCAGGAAACAUCUGAGAGGUUUUCCAGGUGGAUCCCACAGGUGGCGUGGAUCAGGCACCAUUUGUCUGGUAAAGAUGGCUAAUGUGCCGUGUUUCCUAUGACUGUACAAAAGUAAACAUGGUGAUUGUUUAGGAAAAAUAUACAUUCAGCAUAGUUCAUAACAAAAAUACAUUAUUUCAAAAGUGCAUGUCAAGCAGUUGCUAUGUUGUUUUUGUUAUUAUCAUUAUUAACAGUGGCCUAUCAUAAAAUGUACAGUUUGCUUUACAUGUAUAUAACUUUGGACAAAAAAAAGUCAGGACUUCCAUCGUCUUCCAUCUUCUGUAACAUUUUAAGAGCUCAGUUUCGUUUAACACAUAGAUUAUAUAAGCCCCUAUUCAUUUGGCAAGUUAUAAUGCUAUGAUGUUAUAAUGUGAGGUGUUCUAAUCAAGUACCUUGGUUAUGGUUACUGAAAUGCUAAUAUGGAAUAUAGCUUGUUGAACAUUGUACACGUCUAUUCUAAUGAAAGCAAAUUGUAUUAUUUAAUAAGCAGUACAUUCUCUACUCCAAGGUAAUGAAAACUGAUUUUAAUCAUUUUCAGUCUAAUAUUACUUUCAUGUGUCACUUCCUGCUUGCCACAUCUGUUUGACCCUUUUGUCCUCUCCCUCACAUGGCCUGAUGAACCUGCACCUGAUGCUUGUUUCCCCUCGUUAGUCCAUGCAUUUCGGCACCCGUUCGUAUCGCUAUUGCUAGUCUGGUCAUUAACGUUACCAACUUGUUGCCUGUAGCUAAUCCUCUCCUUUUGAUCCCCGGUGAUCCAGUUUAUUUCCAGUCUUUGUUCUCCGAGUUCAAUAAAACUCCUUUUGUUUGUCCA